Bradysia coprophila is the source of this 2528-nucleotide messenger RNA. RefSeq names its product polypeptide N-acetylgalactosaminyltransferase 16-like. The record is from RefSeq and is a predicted model, not a curated record. NCBI's taxonomy places the organism in Eukaryota, Metazoa, Arthropoda, Insecta, Diptera, Sciaridae. Gene Ontology annotation, biological process: protein O-linked glycosylation. Gene Ontology annotation, molecular function: polypeptide N-acetylgalactosaminyltransferase activity. Gene Ontology annotation, cellular component: Golgi apparatus.
CUCGUAAUCUCAAACAUUCUCUUCCGCAAAUUAGCAGCGACUCAUCCAUUCGCGAGUAUAUAAUUUCAUUAAUAUUUGGAAGUUUAAAAGAAAACGAUUGGAUAGUGCUUGAAUAUCGACUAUAUAAAGUUUUGGCAGCAGAACGAGUAAACAAAAACUUUGUGACGCAAUUAACAUAUUGAAUGUUAUCCUCACUCUGUCACAAAGCGAUAAUGUUUAGUGCUCACAUACAACCGUUCAAUGUACUCUAAUUUUACGAAAAUGUUAUUCGGUGUGUACCUUAAUGCUGUUUUAAGUAUACACCUUGGCUAAAAUACACCUCGUCAUUUUAAAAUGAUGUUUACUCAAAGGCUUUAAUAAUUGAAAAGUCUCUGCAACAUUUUUACAACUAAACAUUUUCACAAACGAAAAUUUUGUUAGUUAGUUUUGGUUGCCAACGUUAUAAUCAUUGACUGGAGUACUACUUUAGCCGGCCGGCUAAAUACAAUUUUUUUUUUUUAUCUGAAAUACAUACGUCUAGGAAACGAGAAUCAAUGUACACAUAUCGAACACAUAUAGAAGAUGAUAGAGAGGUUCAAUAAAAAAAAAUUUAACAAAUUCAUGUGAACGGUUUGUUGACAUUAUUGUUUGAAUAAAUCAACUAGUAGUGAAAUUGAGAGAUAAACAAUAUUUUCAUAAAUUGUUAGUUUAUCGAAAAAAGUGAAAUCAUACACAAGUGUACCACCUAUACAUGCUGUAACAUUCUGUGCGGUUAUUUAAGAGUGAGACCUGUGCCCUGCGUGACGGUCAAAAUAAAAUGUAUUCAACAUUGACGCCAAUUUGAAGUCGCGGCCCAAUGAAAUCGGAAGUGAGAAAGAAGAAAAGAAAAUGCAAAUGGGCAAUGAGAAUAAUUUUGAAUCGUAAAUUGAUGUUUUCAACACUCCUUAUCGUUUCUGUGAUCUACCUUUGUUGGAUACUAGUCGAAAUGUCAAUGAUCUCUGCAUCUGGACGGAAGACAGGACCAAAACGUACAAGAACUGAUCGAACGCUGAUGUUAAACAUUACCCACUCUAACGAUACUACCGAGUAUUUAGCGAGAGAAAUUGGUUCGCCGGAAGGAAUAUCUCACAUAACAGUUAACCGAGACGUACCAGACACACGACCAGAAAGCUGUAAAACAAGAAAUUAUCAGUUGGUAGACGGCCAAAAAGCGUCUGUGAUAAUAACCUUUUAUAACGAAUCUCGAUCUGCCUUAUUAAGGACAUUGACAAGCAUACUCAAUCGAACUCCACUCGAUUUGAUCGAAGAAAUUAUUGUAAUCGAUGAUCAUAGUACGACCGAUGUUGAGCCACAGUUCCUACGUAAUUAUCACAAAACAAUUAAAUUGAUUCGAAACGACCAACGUGAAGGACUCAUUCGAUCGAGGAAUAUUGGAGCAAAGCUUGCUGUCGGUCAUUACCUUGUUUUUUUGGACAGCCAUUGUGAAGUGAACGUUGGUUGGUUGGAACCGUUGAUACACCAGGCUGAAGAACAGCAAGGAGUAGUUGUUAGUCCAAUAUUGGAUGUGAUUGAUUGGCAAAGUUUGCUGUACAGAAGUGGGUCGAACAAGUUGCGAGGUGGUUUCGACUGGAGUUUGCAGUACAAAUGGAUUGCCAUCCCAGAAGAAGAAUUAGAAAGUCGUAGUUUUCAGGAGAGUUUCGCCUAUAGCACUCCGUCGAUUCCAGGAGGUGUUUUUUUGAUAAGUAGAGUUUGGUUCCGCCAACUUGGAGGUUUCGAUAGCAAUUUGAAAAUUUACGGCGGAGAAUCUUUAGAACUUUCGUUGAAGACAUGGAUGUGUGGUGGUCAUGUUGAAGUAGCAGUGUGCAGCCGAGUGGGUCACGUGUUUCGCAGGAAGCAUUCAUUCGAUUUUCCCAACGGAAUCAGGGAUACCAUACAACACAAUACGAGAUGCAUUGCCGAAUCGUGGCUUGAGGAUUACAAGUUUUUCUUCUACUCAACUCAACCAAAAGCUCAACCAAUCGAAAUGGACACUAACACCUGCUCCAAGAGUAUCCAAAAGGCAAAUCGAUUAAAACAAAAAUUGCAAUGUCGUUCCUUCCGAUGGUAUCUACAAAAUGUUUUCCAGGAACUAAGAAUACCGAAUGACCAGCAAGUAGCGUUCGGCGAACUAAAACACGGCAAAAACUGUCUCGAAGUGACUGCAUUGAAAGGCAUUACAGUCGAUGAAUGUUCAAGCGACGCAACCCGCUGGUUUUUCAAUCAAUCCGGAACGUUGAGCAUUCAAACGGGAAAUUGUCUGACAUUCCAUGCAGGCGAAUUGAAGCUGUUGCGUUGCGAACCGAGUGCUGAUCAGCUGUGGCUUCGGAAGCGAGGAAAUCUUAUUCACCUGAGUACGGGCAAAUGUUUGGAAAAUAACUAUCAUUCGACGGUAGUGUUAUCGCCGUGUCGACGAGGUGCACAGUCUCAGAUAUGGAAUUUUUCUGUUGAAAUUGAAGAAUUGACGAAUUAAAAGUCGGACGAAAACUUUUUAACGUGACACGGUGUCAAAA